Triticum urartu is the source of this 1679-nucleotide messenger RNA. Lineage: Eukaryota; Viridiplantae; Streptophyta; Magnoliopsida; Poales; Poaceae. The record is from RefSeq and is a predicted model, not a curated record.
UUCAAGAUGAUUAUUCGUUUCCUUAUUUCUCACGCACACGAACCCAAACCUAGCAACCUAACGGCGAAGCUCUCGAGCUCUCGGCGGCCAUGGAGGUCGGCGACGACGACUGCCCUCCCCUCGCUGUCGAGCUCCCGCCGCAGACGGCCUCUCCUCCGUUUCCCGCUUCCUCCUCCGCCUCCGCCUCCGCGCCGGUCGGCGUCACCGUCAUCACCGGCUACCUCGGCGCCGGCAAGUCCACGUUAGUCAACUACAUUUUGAGUGGACAACAUGGGAAAAGAAUAGCGGUAAUACUGAAUGAGUUCGGAGAGGAAAUUGGAGUAGAAAGAGCAAUGAUCAAUGAGGGGCAAGGUGGUGCCGUUGUUGAGGAGUGGGUGGAGCUAGCAAAUGGAUGCGUUUGUUGCACUGUAAAACACAGCCUGGUUCAAGCACUUGAGCAACUUGUGCAGACUAAGGAGAGAAAGUUAUGUUGGGGGGAGGGGGCAAUUUCCAGACUCGGUGUUGAAGCUCUGUUUUUACCUCAAGUCAAAUUAUGUACUCACUACAUCUGCUGCAGAAUGGAUCAUAUAUUAUUGGAGACAACUGGUUUGGCUGAUCCUGCACCACUUGUCUCCAUUCUCUGGCUGGACGAUCAAUUGGAGUCAUCAAUCAGACUAGAUUCUAUCAUUACGGUUAUUGAUGCAAAAAACUUCAGGCGGCAAAUUGAUGAACACAUGAACUCUUCCUCAUUUCCUGAAGCAUUUCACCAAAUCGCGUUUGCGGAUGUUGUGAUAUUAAACAAAAUUGAUUUAGUAAAAGACGAUCUCGAGGAUUUGGAAAGGCAAAUUCAUGAUGUCAAUGCGCUUGUUACAGUGGUGCGGUCUGUGCGGUGCCAGGUUGACUUAAAUACAAUAUUUGAUCGACAGGCAUAUGGUGUGAAGAAUUCAUCACAACUACAGGAGCUUCUGGAGUACAGUAAAUCAGCACCACCUAAUAGUCGCCAUGAUAACAGUAUUUCCACUUUGUGCAUUUAUGAACAGGAUCCAGUUUGCUUGGCUAAGGUGGAAUCAUGGCUUGAAGAUCUUCUUUGGGAGAAGAAAUCCAACAUGGAUAUAUAUCGUUGCAAAGGGAUUUUGAAUAUCCAUGAUUCAAACCAACUUCAUACAUUACAGGCAGUGAGGGAAGUCUAUGAGGUUGUGCCGGCUCGAGAAUGGUCGGAGACACAAUCUCGCAUGAACAAGAUAGUUUUCAUAGGCCGUGAUUUGGAUAUCAGUAUCCUCCAAGAUUCAUUUAGUCGCUGCAAGCACUAAUUCUCUAAUGAUUUGCAUGUCACCUUGCACCUCUGUCACUGAAUACUUCAUGGACGCUCACACAGCCUGGACUGGGAUUAGGGUGUUCUCGUAUGGUUCCCGAAGUUACAUUCUGUUGAACGAUCUUCAGUAGAGGCGAAGCAGUUUGCAGUGCCGAGACCAAGAGACGACUUCAAUUGCUGCUGUGAGGCUAUGUGCCAUCGGAGCACCUCCCUGAUACACUAGAAAGGCAUUGUGCUGAGCAUUUGUAAAUGUUCAGUAUAGCGAAUGCAACCGUGUUAGGGUUUUGCAGAGGGAAAAUUAUCCAAUCGUAAGAGGAUGUGAUCUGAACAUGGUGCAGAAAGACCUAAAUUGAAAUGAACGGAAGAUGCCUCUGGAACUUUUUGGUUA